CACCAACAAUAGAGUUCGAUAAUGAGGGACCUUAAAAAUCAGUGAAGCGCUUAAUCCAUCUUGGGACGGGCGCAUGACAAUUUUGGGACUCGAUCAGUUUGAACUUUUGGACUUUUCGAUCAGAGUGCUCUGAUCGUCUUCUGGAGAAAAACAAAAAUGAGUACGCGACUGUUGCUCAUUUUGGGCCACGCUUUGACAUUUGUUGUGUGUCUGACAUCAGCCUACGAUCUGACCAUUCUACACACUAACGAUGUCCACGCUCACUUCGACCAGUUCGAUAAGUACAGCACUCGGUGCGACGAUGAUGAGUCAGCGAACGGGCAGUGCUUCGGCGGGGUGGCCAGGACGGUCACCAAGGUCCGGCAAAUACGUUCCGAGGUGGACAACGUGGUGCUGCUGGAUGCCGGUGAUCAGUACCAGGGAAGCACGUGGUUCAGCUUUUACAAGGGGCAAGCGACCUCACAUUUCAUGAAUAUAAUCGGAUACGACGCUAUGACACUGGGAAACCACGAGUUCGACAACGGACCCGAUGGGCUGACACAGUUUCUGAACGACCUAGACGCCCAGGUGGUUUGCGCCAACCUGGACGCCAGCAACGAACCGGCAAUAGACGGACUGUUCACCAAGAGCACGGUGCUGGCGGUCGGCGGGGAAAAGAUUGGAAUCGUCGGGUACACGGCUUCAAAUAUGCUUGAGAUUUCUAAUACCGUUGGAAACCUGGUGUUCAUGGAUGAGGUAUCAUCCAUCCAAGCAGAGGUUGACCGACUCAUAGCGGUAGAGGGCGUCAACAAGAUAAUCGCUUUGGGACACUCUGGCUACGAUGCGGACCAGAAGAUCGCCCGGGAAGUUCGUGGCCUGGAUGUCGUGGUCGGAGGUCAUUCAAACACAUUCCUGUACACCGGUGAACCACCUGAGACCACAAGCCCGAUAAAGGGACCCUACCCGACCGUCGUGCACCCAGACGCCGAUCCAACCACCAGUGUACUUGUUGUGCAGGAUUACAAGUUUGGGAUGUAUCUCGGGCGCCUGGACGUGAUGUUUGAUGAUGACGGCAAGGUCACCGGCUGGGGAGGCAAUCCGUUACUUAUGGACAAAGACGUCGCAGAAGAUGCUGCUGUUUUGGAGGAUAGGAAUGUCUUGUCUGAAGCUUUCCGAGACCAAUCCCGUCGUCACAUAGCGUCCACCAAUGUCCUCCUGGAAGAAGAGUCUUGCCGACGGGAGGAAUGCAGUAUGGGCAACCUCGUAGCCGAUGCUUACCUCAGACAGGGUGUCCAGCCAACGGUGAAUGGAGUUCGGGUACACGACGCCCACCUAUCAAUGGUUAAUGCUGGGGAAAUUAGGGGCACACUCAAUGUAGGUAAUAUAACUGCUGGUGACAUAAAUAGAGUACUAUCCCUGCCUGGAACUGUUGAUCAGGUCACUUUGAAAGGUGUACACAUUAUAGACGCUUUGGAGCAUCCAACCGAAUUGUACAGAGAAGGACACGGGACGGGAGCCUUGUUGCAAGUUGCAGGCAUGUUGGUGACCUACGACCUAUCAAGGAGACGCGGUAACCGAGUGGUCUCAGCUGAGGUGCGGUGUACGGAGUGCGCAGUACCCGAGUUCCAACCCUUGGACAUCGACAAAGAGUACAGAAUCAUACUGAACUCGUUCUUGGCCAGCGGGAAUGGAUACACAAUGAUUAGGGAUAACAUCAUUACGCAUGAAGUUGGUAAGCCUAAGAUUGAGGUUGUGACUGAUUACAUGCAAAGGAUGUCACCGCUGACUAAUGGUCCGGAGAGACGAAUCACCUUCAUCGAGCCUCUUGACGUGGUAGAUUUGACAAUCCAGUGUUUUAAAUUAAUGAAGGAUGUUUUAAUAAGUUAAUAUUAUUAUUAUUAUUCAUGGUUUAUUUAUUAAAACACUGCAAUACAGCGGCUAAAAAGCCGAAAUGCACAGUUUACAAAAAAGUCAUUGAAAAACAUUACUAUUAAAAAUAUUAAUGUAUAAACUUAAAAAGAGCACAAAUACAAUUUGAUAAGAUUAGAAAACCAACCAUCGCUCACUUAGAAAAACCAAUAUAAUUGUCAUUAAAGUUACAGCAAUGAUUACUUAUGAGACUAGGAGUCGCUACAUGGCAAAAAAAUAAAGAAAUGGCAAAUCACAGUUGGCAAGAACACAUUUGGUAAUAACAAUUAAAAAAAAAAAAAAAAAGGGCAAUUUACAAUUAAACCAUCCAUUACUAUAAAAAAAGAAGAUAGAUAUUUUUAAGCUGAGGGGAUUUGGCAUAAGUUCACAAAAUGCGGGCAAGAGCAGGAAUAGUGGAUCGUUUGUACCUUUCAGUACGAGACUUGGGAAUGUGAAGCCCGGUUACUGUGCUGGCUCGAAGUACCCUAUCACGUGUAGUAGUUUUUUCCGGGGGGAGCAUGUUCCUAAACUUAGAGGAUCCAAGUAAGUUCUUACCAAACUUUAUAAAAAGGUCUUCUCUUCUAGACUUGAGUGAUGAGAUGCCCAGUAAUUCAAGUGCCAUGGUAUAGGAUUGAUAUUGAAGGCCAAGAAUAAUGCGGGCGGCACGUUUCUGAACAUUUUCAACAGCAAUAACCUGGCGCUCAGUAAUAGAGCUGUGCCAAACUUGACUAGCGUAUUCCAGAACAGGUCUAAUAUAACAAGUAUAAACUGCCACCAUGUCUGUAGUAGGUACUUUGGAUUUACUUAGUACGCACAAAGUGUACAACCUACGGGAUGCCUUAGAAACAACUUCCGCAAUGUGUAUGUCCCAUUUUAAGUUGUUUUGAACAGUCACACCAAGCAAUUUAAUUGAAGUUUCACACCUGAGAUUUAUCGAAUUGAGAGAAACCGAAGUUUGAGGUAAAUCGCGCUUCAAAAAGAUAAAAGAGUGGCGAUGAUGUCUUCACCGUCUAUAUUUUAAA
This is a messenger RNA of Asterias rubens (European starfish), 2909 nucleotides long. Its product is annotated as 5'-nucleotidase-like. Gene Ontology annotation, cellular component: plasma membrane. Gene Ontology annotation, molecular function: metal ion binding; 5'-nucleotidase activity; nucleotide binding. Lineage: Eukaryota; Metazoa; Echinodermata; Asteroidea; Forcipulatida; Asteriidae. The coding region runs from base 157 to 1866 and encodes 569 amino acids. The record is from RefSeq and is a predicted model, not a curated record. Gene Ontology annotation, biological process: AMP catabolic process. The transcript has 8 exons.